Acanthosepion pharaonis is the source of this 1167-nucleotide messenger RNA. NCBI's taxonomy places the organism in Eukaryota, Metazoa, Mollusca, Cephalopoda, Sepiida, Sepiidae. The record is from the annotation of a GenBank genome assembly.
AUGACCUCUUGGAAUUUUGUCUUAUCUUCGCUCCCGCCUAUUCUAUUCUUCGUCUUCUACUUUUCUUUCCAUCAUCCUGAUUUUUUUUUCUUGCUUUACCCAGCUCCUUUCCCGCCUUCUCUUUUUCUUGCAACCGAUAGCCGCCAUUUUUGUUCUUCCACUUCCGAUCUUAAGCCAAAACGUCUUGGCGCCGGCAGGCUGCCUUCGCUCGGUCAAGUAUAUUUCUUUUUUUUCUUGAUCUCUCUCUCUCUUUCUCUCUCUCUCUCGCACUUCUCUCACUCUCUUAUUUUUUUGUACUUUCUCUCUCUGGUAUAUUCGAGUUAUUCUCCUUUUCAGGUUCAUAUUGCGCUUCCUCUCUCAUAUUCUCUUUCCUCCCUUUUAUAUUCAUUUAUUUCUUAUUAUUUAUUUCUUCUAUCUUUUCGUCUCUUUCUCUAUCUUUUCGUCUCUUACGUAUAUUUUCGUCUCUUUCUCUAUCUUUUUUUUCGUCUAUCUUUUCGUCAUCUUUUCGUCUAUCUUUUUUCUCUAUCUUUUCGUCUCUUUCUCUAUCUUUUCGUCUCUAGCCUCUCUUUCUCUAUCUUUUCGUCUCUUUCUCUAUCUUUUCGUCUCUUUCUCUAUCUUUUCGUCUCUUUCUCUAUCUUUUCGUCUCUUUCUCUAUCUUUUCGUCUCUUUCUCUAUCUUUUCGUCUCUUUCUCUAUCUUUUCGUCUCUUUCUCUAUCUUUUCGUAUCUAUUUUCGUCUCUUUCUCUAUCUUUUUUCUAACCCUCAUCUAUCUUUUUCUCUAUCUUUUCGUCUUUUCUUAUCUUUUGUCUCUUUUUCUUUUCGUCUCUUUUUCUCUAUCUUUUCUCUUUCUCUAUCUUUUCGUUUCUUUCUCUAUCUUUUCGUCUCUUUUGCCUAUCUUUUUCGUUCUUUUAUCUUUUCGUCUUUGCCUUUCUUUCGUGUUCUGUCUCUAAUUCAAUAUCUUUUCGUUUCUUGUCUCCUCUUUGUCUAUAGUUUCAUUUCUUGUCCCUCUUUCUUUGUCUCGUUCGCUCCACAGUUUAUUUUACCCCAUUCUCUUUUCUCCCCUACCAAAUUACGGCUUCUUUCGCUUCACUUCGCAGCUCGUCAAGACGCUUUGCAAACUCAUUCUGACCUCGACUGCAUAAAACUGACUAUUCCUUGUCCGCCGUAA